AACCAAUAUCUGGUGCUAACAUCACWACUACCCCAAACUCUUCAAUCAUCGAGGGGGGCUCUGUGACCUUAACCUGUYAUGCUUCUGGCUCCAUCGUCACCAGAGAGUGGAUGAAAGAUGGUCACCCUCUGUCUGCUGGUGGCAACAUAAUCGUCUCUGAGGAUAAGAGAGUGCUGUCCAUAAACCCUGUGAAGAGAACAGACACUGGAGAAUACCGGUGUAGAGUCAGCAACCCCAUCAGCACCGCUAAUGCUAAACACGGUCUCAUUGUAAACUAUGGACCUGAUGGUAUGGAAAUAAUGGGUCCAUCUGAAAUAGAAGUAGGACAGAAGWUUACAUUGACCUGCUCUGCUGACUCCAUACCGACUUCUAGUUACACCUGGYUGCUUAACGGGACAGAGAUACCUGGACAUUCACCUGAGUUCACUAAAGAGAAGAGUGAAUACUCUGACAGUGGGGAUUACACCUGUACAGCAACAAAUAAUGUCACUGGAAACAAAACAUCUGUGGUCCAUAAACUGUCAGUAAAAGCGGAGGGCUCUCUAUCUCAGGGUCUGUCUGCUGGUGCCAUUGCUGGGAUUGUGAUUGGAGUAUUGUUGGUUUUGGGAGUGGCAGUUGGUGUGGCGGUCUACUUCAUGAAGAUGAAGGGUUUCUUCAAGAAAGAAUCCUCCAGGAGUGUUGGCAACACAGGUAAKAGCUCUGCUAACGGAGGGGGACCAGGAGGAAACCAGGACCUGAACUAUGCAGACAUCACACAAUUCCAGAAGAGGGAUGGUGGGUCAGUUCAGCUGGGGAACCUGGGUACUUCCUCCACAGAGUACGCUCAGGUCCGAGUCAACAACCGGCCUGGUCAGCCUGCCGAACCACCCACCUACAAAUCCCACCAUUCCUAGGUGAAAAAGCCU
Messenger RNA from Salvelinus sp. IW2-2015, 905 nucleotides. Its product is annotated as cell adhesion molecule CEACAM20. Lineage: Eukaryota; Metazoa; Chordata; Actinopteri; Salmoniformes; Salmonidae. The record is from RefSeq and is a predicted model, not a curated record.